CUUAAUUGUCCUCCCAUCACUGUCUGACAAUGUCUUUAUCUACUCAGACGUUUGGUUUUCUCUUCAUCUGUUUUCACUGUCAGGUGAGCGCUGUUACAUUUCAACCAUCUCCUCCUCAGAUAGUGAAGGAGAAAACCGAUGUCAGGAUCAACUGCAGUCACAAUGAUAAUAGCCUUCAGCUAAUGCUCUGGUAUCAGCAACUACCGGACACUCUGUCUUUGACCCUCAUUGGGUAUGGAUACGCACAAAGCCCCCCAGUCUAUGAGGGAUCCUUUGAGAAACAAUUCCAGCUGACAAAAGAAGACAUAACAACAGGGGCACUAAUCAUUUCGAGUGUGAACACAUCGCACACUGCUGUUUAUUUCUGUGCUGCCAGUACACAGCACUUAGUCCCCACAUGGCAGGGCACUGAGGUACUGGAGACGGUCCAGAAGGCUCUAAAGCCCCUUCAGGAGUUCACGGAUGCUUUGUCAGGGGAGUACUAUGUGACCCUUUCCUAUGUCAGACCUGUCCUUCAUCUUUUCAGCACGAGUACCCUGGCAGUGGAGGAAGGUGACAGUGAGCUGUGCAGUUUACACUGUGACACUGCCAACGAAGCGUACUUUGGAAAAGGAACCAAACUGACGGUUUUAGAGUAUGACGUCAAAGAACCAACGGUGGAAGUGUUUAGGCCGUCGUCAAAACAGUGUCUGAACCUGAAGUCUGAAGAAAAGGAGAAGACUUUACUUUGUGUGGCCAGUGACUUCUACCCAGACCACAUCAGCGUGUCCUGGGAGUCUGGCGGGGUGGCGGUCACCACAGGGGUCGCGACUGACAGCUUUGCCGCACGGGACGGCGAGUUCUACAAGAUCAGCAGCAGACUGAGAGUCAAUGCCGAAGACUGGUACGAGAAGGAAUACGAGUGUAUCGUCACAUUCUUCAAUGGGACAAACUAUAACAAUCAUAAAGCCAACAUCUAUGGUGAAGAAGCUCCAAAAGACUUCCAUAUCAGAGAAAAAUACCUGAGGGCCACACAGACAGCCAAACUCUCCUACACCGUGUUCAUCAUCAAGAGCAGCAUCUACGGAGCCUUUGUGGCGUUUCUGGUCUGGAAACUUAAGGGUUCAAGUGGAAAACAGAACGGCUGAGAGACGAGCAGACGACAACGAACGACUGAAUAAUCCCACACGUAUAUAAGUGGGAUAUUUAAAUUCCGCUCCCGUUCUUUCUGCUUCUUCCUGUUACAUACUCUGCAAAUAAAGCAAACAAGCAGAUUUUUAUGGAUUGAAUGUGUUUUCCUUCUCAAUAAAAGUGUUUCAGAUAA
Molecule: messenger RNA, 1303 nt
Organism: Solea senegalensis (Senegalese sole)
Lineage: Eukaryota; Metazoa; Chordata; Actinopteri; Pleuronectiformes; Soleidae
Product: T cell receptor beta chain MC.7.G5-like
Exons: 8
Coding region: 30-1127 (365 amino acids)
Biological process (GO): cell surface receptor signaling pathway
Cellular component (GO): plasma membrane
Source: RefSeq, a predicted model, not a curated record